Molecule: messenger RNA, 1427 nt
Organism: Emericellopsis atlantica
Lineage: Eukaryota; Fungi; Ascomycota; Sordariomycetes; Hypocreales; Bionectriaceae
Product: UbiA prenyltransferase family-domain-containing protein
Exons: 4
Coding region: 178-1356 (392 amino acids)
Biological process (GO): ubiquinone biosynthetic process
Cellular component (GO): mitochondrial inner membrane
Molecular function (GO): 4-hydroxybenzoate polyprenyltransferase activity
Source: RefSeq, a predicted model, not a curated record
AGGCAAACAGGCCCGCCCUGGUCGGUGAGCCAACUUAUCUGAUCGUCGUCCGUGGCCGGACGGCGCCAGGACUCUCUGCGCAUAAGCGCAUAUAAGGUUGCGUGGGUGCCACAGUGCACUGAUGUGACGUCCUGGUUGCUUUCUUCGGCCGAGUGCAGGUACUGCAGCGUCGCCAACAUGUUCGUCCCGCUGCGCACAACACACCAGGUGGGCAGAUCAUCAAUUCUGGCCAGCAAACUGCUCACGAGGUCGCCCGCCCGACUCGGCACCGGGUUACCGCUGUCACUUGUCACGGGUAGGCAGCCUCUCCGAUUCGGUAGUGACGAAGCGCGGCCGCCAAGUCGGCCCCCGAGUUCGGCUGUUGACUCUAGCCUACCCUAUCCUCCAUACACUAUCCCGACCAAAGGCAUCCUUUCCAAGCUACCGCCCUCAUGGGUUCCAUAUGCUGAGCUCUCUCGCAUUGAGAAGCCUGGCGGUCUGUAUGGCUUCUACAUGGCGUACCUCAUCGGCCUCGGCUACGGCUCUUGUCUGGUGACGCCUGCUGUGGCACCGGGACACUUAGCACAAAUUGCGGGAGUCCUACUUGUGUAUAACGUAUUUUUGCGUGGUGCCGCCUGCACGGUGAAUGAUAUUUUGGAUCGCGACUACGAUCGUCAGGUAGCCAGAUGCAGGAAUCGCCCGGUCGCUCGUCGAGCCGUCACACCUAGUCAAGGUUACAUGUGGUACGCUGCGCAAACCGUGGGCGCAGGGGCUGCUAUUGCUUGCUUGCCGAGCCCGAUGCUUGCCCUUGCCUACGCAGUGCCGAUCCAGCUGAGCGUUAGCUUGUACCCCCUUGCCAAGCGUCAUACAGACUUCCCACAGCUUGUUCUUAGCGCACCCAUUGCUGGGGGUGUUCUCAUGGCUGCUGCCUCUCUAGGGAUGGAUCCGUUCACGACGUCUGCCACCGGCUUUCUGUUCAUGUCGCAUUAUAUCUGGACGACUAUCUUCGACUACGUGAAUGCAUGCCAGGACACCGCCGACGACAUCAAGGCUGGUGUGAGGAGUAUGGCCGUCCGCUAUCAGAACACCAGUCUCUUUAUAUCCACGCUUGGCGCAGCACAAGUUGGAUGCCUGGCUGCCACGGGUAUUCUAGCUGGGUUUUCGCCUGUUUAUAUGAUCGGAGCAGUUGGCGGUAAUGCUCUUUGGCUAGCGACAAUGGUCAUGACUGUCAAACGAACGAGACCGGAUAUAUGUGCGUGGUGGUUCUCUUGGGGCGGCUUGCUAGUGAGUGGAACGACAGUUGCGGCAUUGUUUGCAGAGUAUCACAGCAGGCUGGAUGGGUCAGAGGGAGGGGAGAAGAUUAAUGAUUCGAAAUAGCCUUUAUAGCACUAAGUGACGGCGCGGAGGAUAAUUAAUUAUAUAUUGAGUGUUUGUGAAUCACAAAACGG